CCUCCUGAGAGGGCGGGGACCAGGCGGCGGCUGCAGUCGCAGGAAUAUGCUGGAAGCCGGCGGGCGGGUUCCCGGGCGGUGCUGAAGGGACAGUUCCCGCCGCCAAACUUGCCAGGCGGCUGGAGGGCGCGCGGGCGGGGCGGCCCGCGGGGGCACGUGAGCCAUGGAGACCAUCUGGAUCUACCAGUUCCGCCUCAUCGUGAUCGGGGACUCGACGGUGGGCAAGUCGUGCCUCCUGCACCGCUUCACGCAGGGCCGCUUCCCGGGGCUGCGCUCCCCCGCCUGCGACCCCACGGUCGGCGUGGACUUCUUCUCCCGCCUGCUGGAGAUCGAGCCGGGCAAGAGGAUCAAGCUGCAGCUGUGGGACACGGCGGGGCAGGAGCGUUUCAGGUCAAUAACUCGAUCUUAUUACCGCAACUCAGUUGGUGGAUUUUUAGUAUUUGACAUUACCAACCGACGAUCUUUUGAACACGUGAAAGAUUGGCUGGAAGAAGCAAAAAUGCACGUGCAGCCAUUUCGGAUUGUAUUCCUGCUGGUGGGACAUAAAUGCGACCUGGCUUCACGACGGCAGGUUACCAGGGAGGAGGCUGAAAAGCUGGCGACAGACUGUGGUAUGAAGUACAUAGAAACCUCAGCAAAAGAUGCCACAAACGUGGAGGAAUCCUUUACGAUCUUGACCAGAGACAUAUACGAACUUAUCAAAAGGGGAGAGAUUUGUAUUCAAGAUGGCUGGGAGGGGGUUAAAAGUGGUUUUGUUCCAAAUACUGUGCAUUCUUCUGAGGAAGCAGUAAAACCCAGGAAAGAGUGCUUUUGCUGACUUCCGACGGCCCGAGACCGGCGGGACAACCACGGUGAGCGGAUUGGGUGUGAUCCUGGGAUAAACAGCACCGGUCACAGCAGCAGGAGACGCAAUGAGAGCACUGAGGGAAGGGUUAUAAACCCAGGCUAAUGCCAUUUUGUAAGGUGUUUAAAUCGGAGCACUAUGCUUGCUGGUUACCCUAGCGGAUGGGGUGUUUUGCUCAAUUAUCAGGCCCCGCAGACAACCUUUUCUCGAAACUGGAGUGUCCGCGGAAUGAUCCCCGUUCUCACGUUGUUAGCGCGUAGCUGACCUUAAUGUCCACAUAUAUCAAUAUUGCUCAUUUUUCUUGACAGUUUGAAAUGGUUUUUUUGUGCACAUAUAGUCUGAUUGAAAAGAUUUUAUCAGGAAUUACAUUCUCCUGAGCUAAUCUGUUAAUGCUGAAUAGCAAAGUGGAUUUAAAAGUGCAGUGUUUGCUUACAAAGGAAACAAUCUCAGAGGUAUCAUCAACUAGGACAAAAAUGGAGGAAAAUAACAAUUCCACAUUUAAUGUGUCGGGUUUUUAACCAUUCUUUGAAAUAUUUACCCUCCCUUAAUUUACCUCAGUAUAAGAAAAUAGGUUUUAUACUCCUUUUUGUUCUCUGAUUUAUUGCACUUGAUAGAUUUAUGUGUUGUAAAGAUAUCUAAAGAUCCAAGCAAAACAUUUUGUCGCAGAUAAAAUGUAAAAAUAAAAAUGAAGGACCAUUCAUCAGCGAGUGUUCUGAUGUUAUGGUAUAUUGUCCCUAUUUAGAUGAGAAAAAUUAAUUUAUAUGCUGACAUUUUCAAAGAAAGUGCAGUUACCUUGAACUAUUGUCAAAAUUAUCAAUAUAGGUAAAUAUGGAAUGUUCUUAGUGAUCGUUUUUUGGUCUGAGUUAAGUUUCUGAAUUUCCCCAUUCUGGGACAAAAAAGUAUAGGAAAGUUUUUUCUGGACAAGGACGAUUGGUUAGAUGUUUGAUGUGUUUAGCAUUCAAAUUGCAUUUCAGUAAAGUUAAGGAUAGAAUAAUGAGUUCAGGCUAUAAGAUGGCUUUUGAGUUAUCAAUUUUUAACUUAUUGAUUAAAUUCUCCUCCUGGAAGGGACGUGUUGAUGACACUAUUUUAAAACAUACAUUUCUGUCCUGCAAAGCAUUCCUAAUCACAAAGGGACACCACAUGCAGCCACUUUUUUGGAAUCAGGACGUUUACCGUUAACCUAUAGUAGCUUCAUUUGUUUGAAAACCGAAGUGAUACGGUGUAAAGGAUAUGUAAGGAGAAAUCAGGAUACCUGGGUUCUGAGGUUGUCUUCACUGUACUAUGUACCAGCCAUGCAAGUCACUUACCCUCACUAAGCAUCUGUUCUCUUAACCGUAAGACGAAGCUAGUAACCCCGUUUAUUGUGUUUCAUGGAAUAAUUUUGAGAAUCAAGUGAAUCAUGCGGAAAAGCUUUGUAAAUAGAGAAAGCAUUAUGCGAAUAUGAGUUUGGCGUCACCCCUCAUGGGCGUACCACUGUCUUUACAAUGGAUGAGAAUGUCGUUUCCUCAUAUUCUUUCCCAUUUCCACAUUCAGCAGAAGAAAGUGCAUGCUUUCCUGGGCCUGAGGGGUCUCUUGGUUUCACGUCUACCUCGUGGCCUCUUGCCUUGGAACGCUGCUCCUCUCAAGUGGAAAUUGUAGGAAGGCAAAUCCCAGGAGACGUAAUUCCAUCAGGAGUCCUGUUUGAAUGUGUUUUUGUGCAUCUUUGAAGUAGCUAUUUAAUUAUAUCUUAAAUAAUUAUACAUUUUCUAGGUUCAUGGAAGUAUUUUUAAUAGUGCCUAUGGAGAGAAGAAUAUAAAUGAUAACAUCACUAUAAGAUUUUGAACAGUUGUAUUGUCAACAGUUUCUUGAUCCCCUUGUAUUAAUUUCACUCGAGUGAGUUCAAACGGUAAUGAUCAGAUAGGAAUACCUGUCCCCCGAAAUGUGAAGCAGCUUAUAUUCAUGGCUACAAUGAUAAAUUACAAUUUCACAGUGGUCCAAAAUGGCACCACCUCAAAAACUGGGCAUCUAACAACAGUCUUAGUACAGGCAUCUGUGCCUCCUUGUAAAGUUAAGUAGCUAAAAUAUAAAGUAUGAUCUAACUUCCAGUGGACACCCUUUAUAACACUAAUAGUGGGAUAAGACUAACCUUCAGGCUGAAAGGUCUGAUGUUUUCCAAGACUUAGAAUAGAACUAAGGAGGCAGAAGAAACAAAUGGAAAUGCAGGGCCCCCAAAAGUUGAUACUUAACCAAGGUCACACAUGCACAGAAGCAAGCCUAGAUGUCUGGUUCUCUUUAUACCUUGGUUGGGGUUCUUCCCAUUACCAUGCUGUGUCAGGUGUGUGUGUGUGUGUGUGUGUGUGUGUGUGUGUGUGUGUGUGGUGAAGAAAAGGGAAAAAGUGGUCUACCUGAAUCCACAAAAUACUAAAAUUGGGCCAUAUCACUUUGAGGUUAUGGAAGGGUGGUUUGUGGUAUAAAAAUAUUAAAAUGAAUGAUAACUACAAGGAUCAGAGUUCUUACACAAGAUUGCCAAAUGUCUCUAUAACCUUAGCCAGAUAUCUUUAUCCAUAUAGGUAGAUAUAUAAAAUAACUGACUAUUUUCUUAUACAUCAUUAUGGAGAAUAUGGAUUAGUGACACCAAAAUAGUAAAAAUAUUUGCUCCAGGCAAAACAUUUUGACUAAGCGUCUUAGAAGUCAGGUAGACUCGAAUCAGAUAUCACUGAAAGUAUCUAAUUUCAAUUACUCAAUUUAAAUUUAAACCUAUUUAAAUUUAAAAUUUAAAACUAAUGGAUGAUGUAGCUAAUUACUAAGUAUUUUUAAUAAACAUGAAAAAAAGGAAAUGAGAAACUAUCUGACCAUAUGAUACACUUGUCCCCAACAAAUGCUUCUCAUCUUGAACUAUAUUAACGCAUUGAGUGCAUAUAGUAAUGUGAUGUUCAUUAAAUGGUAAGCUGAAGCCAAAAUGAUUUUGUAAACAGAAUGCUUUUAAAUGUGGCCUUUAUGUACAUAAGGGUAGCGAACAAGAUUUCUUGGAGAGUUUACACUAAAUAUCCAAAGCCUCAAAGUACUCCAUGAUUGUUUCUAGAGGCGACCAAAGCAGCCUUUAUUAUUGUUAGGAAGACUCCCAAUCUAUUUAUCCAACUUUACGGUAUUCAAAAACUGAAUCUAUAGAUUAAUGAUAUCCUUUUAAGAGUGCUUUUGAUUUUAUAUUGUCUUUGGUUCAAUCAAGUACAAAGCUUCACGGACUUCAAAGAGUGCACUAUAUUUGAAUAAUUUCCUUAGGUCUGACCAAGUGACAAAGAUGUGAAAGACUAAAGACCCAUUUAAUAAGCUAAUCAUUUGUUCCCCAAUAACUGCCUGGAGAGAUUUAGUUGGAAAUGCAAGGGAAACAUGUAAUCUUUAAGGGAAAAAAAAAGAAGAAAGACUAUAAAGUUACAUCCUUUGUAUUUUAAAAUAGAAAAUGUUCCCAAGAAGAAGCUAGCUCUUGGAAACUCCACAGCUGAUAAGAAGCCGUCUCUGCUUCCGAAUAAAAAUCUUUCUAAAUCCUGAUAUUUUCACUAAACUUUCCUGAACAACCAAUUUCCACCUGAUACUAAAGUAACUAGCAAACCGUUCUCCCCAACUUGGGCGAACUGUCAUGUGACUUGGUGUUUCUAUAAUCCUAGUGACUGAUGAUAGUAGACACAGGAGUGCUGAGCUGUGACGAUCUGUAUCAAUCAUCACAGAUGCCGCUUUGCUUAUUACACAUAAUCACGAUAGAAAAUAAAUGAAGAGAAGAGAAACCAUUUUAAGAUUAUUUUUAGUUAAUGUUUCUUAUUGUUAUCUCUCUGGGUAAAUUUUUUGUCUUUUUUUAAAUAGUGCCUAAAACUUUGUGUCAUUGAUGCGACCUUUGGUAGUAAUCAAUGGUUAUUAUGUUAAAUUAAUCCUAUUAAAUGUGGAUUCCUUAUACAUGGUUUUAAUUUACACAUUCCACAGAGAAACAUGUUUCGCUACAGUCCUCUCACCAUUUUUUUUUUUAGAAUCACAGCCAAUGGACAAAGACAUGGUUUACAUUUUUUGAAGUAUCUUAUGAGUGUUUCUUGAUUUUAAAGAAUGAAUAAAAAGAAUGAGAACUAUGGCUGUCA
Molecule: messenger RNA, 4944 nt
Organism: Suricata suricatta (meerkat)
Lineage: Eukaryota; Metazoa; Chordata; Mammalia; Carnivora; Herpestidae
Gene: RAB39A
Product: RAB39A, member RAS oncogene family
Exons: 2
Coding region: 164-817 (217 amino acids)
Biological process (GO): Rab protein signal transduction
Cellular component (GO): Golgi membrane
Molecular function (GO): GTP binding; GTPase activity
Source: RefSeq, a predicted model, not a curated record